UUUUUCUCUUUUCUCGACAGGUCUUUAAUAUACAUCUUAAUAAAGCCAUUUAUAAACAUCUUUAGCUAUGAAGAUGAACGUUUAUAAGACCAGUUCCCGUCGCAAGAUGCGGAAAGCCCAUUUCAACGCACCGAGUCACGAACGACGCAAGAUCAUGAGCUCCCCAUUGAGCAAAGAGCUCCGCCAGAAGUACAAUAUCAGGAGCAUACCCAUCCGGAAGGACGACGAAGUUCAGGUUGUUCGAGGUCAUCACAAGGGACAGCAAGUCGGAAAAGUUGUGCAGGUCUACCGCAAAAAAUUCGCGAUUUACAUCGAGCGUAUCCAGCGAGAGAAGGCCAACGGUGCCAGUGUAUUCGUCCCUAUCCACCCCUCCAAGGUGACCAUUGUGAAGCUGAAGCUCGACAAGGACCGCAAGCGCAUCAUUGAUCGUAAAGCAAAGGGCCGUGCCGCAGCUCUUGGAAAGGAGAAGGGAAAAUACACCGCUGAGCAAAUGGAAUCUUAAAUUGUUCGGUGUGAAGUUGAAUAAAAUGAUUUCGGGGA
This is a messenger RNA of Notodromas monacha, 540 nucleotides long. The record is from the annotation of a GenBank genome assembly. NCBI's taxonomy places the organism in Eukaryota, Metazoa, Arthropoda, Ostracoda, Podocopida, Cyprididae.